Molecule: messenger RNA, 1704 nt
Organism: Puccinia triticina
Lineage: Eukaryota; Fungi; Basidiomycota; Pucciniomycetes; Pucciniales; Pucciniaceae
Exons: 10
Coding region: 1-1704 (567 amino acids)
Biological process (GO): protein sumoylation
Molecular function (GO): SUMO ligase activity; zinc ion binding
Source: RefSeq, a predicted model, not a curated record
AUGGCCACCGUCGCCCAGGACUUCUCCAAACUUCGUUCGUUUUUACCCUCGCUGAGGGUCGAAGAACUCAAGGGAAUCAUCCGAACCAUCAACGGAUACUUACACACCGUGGCCAGACUCACCGGCAAGAAAGACGAAUUAAUCGUUCGGAUCGAGGGUUACCUCCAAGAGUCCCUUAUUGGAAAUAAACUCGACAACUACGAUUAUAUCAGAGCAGCCAUCUACCGAUACUGUCGCGAACCAUAUACACCAACCUACCUGCGGAACACCCUUAACACUUACCUGCAAGCCCAUCAAACCCACCCUGCCUCAACCGUGCUCCCCUCCUCAUCAGCAGCCUCCUCAUCUCUGCGAGUGAAUGCUCCAGUCGUUGACCAGGGUCCCGCCCCCACGCCAUCCAACAUGAGGUCGGGCUUUCCUAUCAAACAGCCCAGUAACCACAACCAGAACUACAGCGCCAACUCCGGUAUCAACCCUAACCCUCCCAGCCAAGGAUUCCCCCCCAAGCCGCAUCAAGUUCAUCCUUCCUACUCACACGCUCCCUUUAAUUCCCGCGCUCUGCCCAUCAGCUUCGAAAAAUCUCCAUUCUAUCGCGUUGAUUCUGCAGCCUCCGGAGUGGCCAUCUGCCAUCGAGCGGCCCAAAAUGACCGCAAAUCGGUCCCAUUAUCGCUCAUUCUGUCGGCUGACCAGAGAGCCAAAAUGUCACAAACCCACAUGAACGCAAUUGGGAGCCAAUACCAGCUGCGCCUGUUUGCCACCUCGGAGGCCUUCUACAACCAUCCGAGCUACGCCACCGGACCCCAUACCCAAUCCUUACCCCCCGCACUCAUCGAAUUCCCUACCACAACCGACAUCAAAUUAAACACCUGCUCAAUUACCUCUAACCUUAAAGGGAUCAAAAAACAACCCGGUACCGCUCCCCCUCCUGAUCUCGCUCUCGUUCCUGGUAGAAAUGGCAGCGGUCAGGCCCUAGACCUCAAAGAGGGUAGACCUAACCAAAUCGAAAUUGCUUACUCGAAUUCUGAUAAGAGGUUCUACUUUGUGAUUUAUCUAGUCGAGUAUUUCGGCGUCUAUGGACUGAUGAAGAACUUGAAAGCCAAUCGAAAGCGGGGGCACGACCAAGUUUUACAAGAGAUUAUCGCAAGUUCGGGAGAUGAGGAUGUAAUGACCUCAGCCUCGGAAGUGACGCUGAAAGAUCCUGUGGUGUUUUCGCGGAUCAAGACGCCGAUCCGGUCGACCCGAUGCAAACAUCUCCAAUGCUUUGAUGCGGAGAUGUUCUACACGAUGAUGGAGCAGACGCCGACCUGGCUCUGUCCGGUGUGCAACUCAAAGUUAAAGAACGACGACAUUGCGGUGGACGAAUACUUCGAGUCGAUCUUGAAGGCCGCUCCGAGUUCGAUCGACACCGUGGUGAUCGAGGCGGACGGGAAAUGGCACGAUGAGAAAUUCGAGCACGGGACGAGUCUCAAGAAACGAGCUUCGCAGUCCGUGAUGAGUGGCGAGAGUGGCGCAAGCGGAAGUCGGCCGUCGGGCGGCGUCGGUGGGGCGCACAAGCAGGGCGCCCCAUCGGGUCUGCACGGCCAUCCCGACGGGUCUCUGCACCAGAAACGUAAGGAGUCUUCCAGGGCUCAGCCAGCUAAACGUCAUAAGGCUUUCGGGCACGCAGCUGAUUGCGUCAUCGAUCUCACUCUUGAUGACGAUUGA